GGCUGGUGUGAGGGUCAUUGUUGGUGUAACAGAAUUUAAGGCAGAGUUCAGUGGAAUGCUUGAUCUUCAUAAAAGGUUUGUAUGCAAGGAGUUUACAGUCAAACCAGUUCAAGCGUUCCCGUCGCUAACGAACUAACCAAUUCAUUAACAGAAGAAUGAUUUCGUUUGUUGAUUCAAUAAUCCAUUCAUAAAAUGAACAAUCCAAUAUUCAUAUUUAGCCUCGCUUCCAUAAUCGAAUGUUGAUUCGAUUACCGUUUUUUGAAAAACUACACUUUCCACAAGUCGACCUCAGAAUUUUGUUUUUUCUUCUUUUUUUUCUAAGAGUCGAGUGCGGGCGAGUUCUGAAGUUCAAACCCAAACAAACUGUUACAUGUACGCCAUUUUGCUGCCAGUAAUCAGUGCAACAGACCUGACCUCUUAGAAAACAGGAUGGUCAAACUAAGGUCAGUGUAUGUGCGAUGAUAGGUGGAUUUCGAUCCCCGGCCUUUGUCAGUUUCUUUGCGUUUGUGGUCUGUCUAUUCUAGCUGUUAUUUUGAUUAAAGGCAAUGAAAAACCCAAUCGUAUACAGCAGGAAAAGGGAAGCAAAUACAGGUAGAUUUUGUUCAUAAACUAAAUCAACAUUUAAUUAUCGAGUCGAGGUCCAAUUUGACUGUUGGAUUAUUCAUUUUAUGAAUGAAUUAUUGAAUCAACAAACGAAAUCAUUUUGCCAUUAAUGAAUUCAUUACUUUGUUAGCGACGGGAACGCUUGACCUGGUUUGACUGUAAUAUAGCUGCACAUAUUCUAAAUCUAAAUGAUUAUUCAAAAAGUGGAUUAUCCAUCACUGUGGUGAAAAUGAAUUUUGGGCUGAAUGGAAAGCGCGGCCCUCAGGUACCAGAAUUAGGAUUAGCCAUUAUUAAAAAAAACACAGCUCAACCUUUUGCGUUGUCCUUAAUAAAUUGUUGAUUGUAACUAGUCAGAAUUUUUGUAUCAAAUUUCAGGUACCCAGAUUUCAUUGCUCCAUGCCUUGGUGUUCAUCCAGUCCAAAGCCUGACCCCUGAUCGUAGUGCUACUCUACAAGUAUGUUGACAGUGGACUUUUUGGUACAGUGGAACCCCUCGUUAUAUCUUCCUUGAGGCCCUGCCAAAGUGGGGGAGGGGGGGGGUCCCUUGUCGCCGUCUGAAUUUUAAAACGUUUCCUGUCGGUGUUUAUAAAUGCGUGUCGCUUAUUGUCGGCUUUGUUGUCACUGUCACAAUUUGGCCGAGGGAGGUUGUUUCUUGUCGCGAUUUCAUUUUACUCGCUGUCGCUACUUUUUGGGCCAUGUCGCUUGUCGGAAUUUACCCUGGCAGGGCCUCCUCCUUGGCCACUUUUUUGGCCCAGCAAAAUGGCCAUACAUUUUCUUAUCAAAAAACCCCUGAUCGCUAAUACAGUCACCUAUCAAUACAGCCAACAGCCACAUUUCAAAAUCCCAAACAGUAGAAUCUUUAGCAAUUACACCCCUUUAAUAAGGCCACUUGUGCAAAAUUUCAAAAAUUAAUAUGACUGUGAUGUGUCAUUGACUUAGUAAGCUGAGCUUGUUUUUGUACUGUUGUUAGACUAUACUCACUUACAAUGCAUUUGUGGCGGUCUAAAAGCGGAUUUUUAAAAGUGUUUUAUUUCCUGAAGGUCAGAGCCAGUUUCAAGAAGUAACAGAAACAAUGGUGUAGAGGAGCUUAAUUCUUUUGGAAGUCUUGUGAACAUUAACAAACAUAUUUUAUAAAUAAUACAAUGUAUUAUCCACAUCAAUUUUUGUACAAAAAUGUCUUAUAUUUUAUUAUACAUAUAAGAUGAACAGAUUUGUUCCUCUUUCAGGAUUCAGUUCCAAGAGAAUUUUUCAAGAAUUUUCUCAAAUUUAACAAGUUGGAAAGAUGCCUGGAUGAAGUUUAAUAAUAAUAAUAAUAAUAAUAAUAAUAAUAAUAAUAAUAAUAAUAAUAAUAAUAAUAAUUUAUGAACUUAUUGUGCACAGCUUAACAUGAAAAUGAUCAGCUGCGCAUUACAACUGCAUUACUUUAAAAGAAACAAAUAAAAGAUAAUGCAUUAAAAAAUAAAAAUAAAAAGAAUAUAAGAACUGAAUAUAAAAUUGCUCACAAAAUAUAUAUAUAAAUUUACCUUAUCUCGGAGAUUUCUCAGUAUUGUAGCUGUUAAUAUUAGUUUUACAAGAAAAUUAUUUAUAGGGCUCCGGUCCCCACUAAUUUUCUUGUAAAACUAAUAUUGCUUCUGUUAAACUAAAAUGAUAGGAUCUUGAAGGUGUUGAAGAGUUCAUCAGAAAGAAUCAUGAGGAGCUGGUUGCUAUUGGAGAGGUAAGAAUCGUUGAAGAUUGAGUUUACAGGACUGCAAAAAAAAAUUUUCUUACUUAGAGUAAGGAUAUCACUUGAUCUCAAGGCUUGAUUAUUUUUAAUGUGCUGUAUAUAGGUCACCUGAUUUGGCUAGGAGGCAGGGUGGCUGAGUGGUAAGAGCGCCGGACUUGCAAUUCGGAGGCCCUGAGUUCAAGUCUUGCUCUGACUGCUAGCUGGAUUUGUUCAUGGUAGUCCCGCGUUCAAAUCCUCAGCCAUGAUUGUAAAUAGCUAGCUGGGAUUCUCAAUCCCUGUUAAGUUGAAUUUGAAUUAUUUCUUUCAGGCAUUUGUUCGGCCCCCUAGUAUUAGUGCUGAGGGUAAAUAAUGAAAUUAUUAUUAUUAUUAUUAUUAUUAUUUUUAGGAUCAUCAUGGGACUGAAAGUAGAGUCCAACAUUUGACCAUUGAAGAUGCUGAUAUCUUGGUUAACACUACAUUUUGAUUUUGUUUCCAGGGAUAAGGAAAAGUCCCUUUUUUCCUACAAGAAAAUGUAACUUGUAUUUGACCUCACCUAUUACAGGAUUUUAAGCUAUUAUGACAGCCACACUCAUGCCGUUUGGUGCUAAGAAGCUCUGCAAGCAGUAGCUGAGCAUCAUUGAACAUCAUGAUUUAUGAUUUAUUUUGGCUGUUUUAAAUAAUUCUUUCUCUAUCACAAGGUUGGCUUAGAUUUUACUCCAAGAUUUAUUCAGAAGGAAGAAGAUAAGGAAAUUCAAAGGGAGGUCUUCAGCAAGCAGGUGUGCAAUUGCUUUUUAAUAGGCUGUUUGUUGGCUGUAAAUAAUUUGUUAGGUUCUUUUACAACUCCUGACUAUUAUGUUUAGCUUCCAUAUUAAUUUGACUAUGAGUAUCACAUGCAAAAUCUGUUCAUUCAUAUUUUUUGUUUAAUUUUGUUUUACUUAAUUUUUCUAAGACAGUAUUAAAAUCUUUACCUAGUUAUGUAGCAUUAUUUUAAAUCAAUAUUGACAUUAACAUCUGUUAUUUACAGAUUAAACUGGCUCUGGAACUUGACCUUCCAUUGUAAGUUUGCAUCUAAAAGAUAUUAUUCAUUGUGUAUAGAACUACCCAAACAUGUAUAAUAAUAAUAUAUUUAAACAUUUACAUUAAUGACUUCAUGAGGUGCAUGAUUUGGUUUUCUGUGCUCCAAUGAUCUAAAGAUUGUGUCAUGAUGUGGUAGUAUUAAUAAAAUAAUAGUUAAUUAGUAUGGUGGUGGCAGAGGGUGGGGAGGUGGUGUCCUGGCCCAACUCUUGUAAGAAAAAUUAAUAAGAACAGGGCUUCUUUUAGGAAAAUUAAAGCCCUUUAAUACUAGCUGGCUUUUUAUUUUAUAGUUGAGGUGCGGCAAGAUGUUAUAGUUUAAGUUUUAUGCGGGAUAUUCUUUUUGUGUCAUUCUACCUAAAUUCCAGGGUUUUGAAUUUGAUAAUUUUGAUUUCGGAUCAGUUGUUCCAACACAUCAUCCUAUAACAUGAUUUUGACCUGUUUUAUAAUUGCUGCUCAACACUUUAAUUACUUCUUGUAAUUGGUUUACUGAUGUCGAUACUGGUAGAAAUGUCCACUCCAGAUCAGCAGGAAGGCAUGUCAUUGAAAUGCUGCAGCAACAUGGUAUGAACUGACAUUUCCUUUCAUUUUUCAUUGAAGUGGAAUUAUAAAAAAACAUUGAAGAAAAAAAUUUUAUGUUAAGUAAACUUAAAUGAUUGUCAAGGUUUCACAUAUCACUCAGAUGCUUCGUUCUGUCGGAGUAGGUAAGAACUUCUCUGAGAUUACCCAGGGGCACCCUACUUCAAAGCAGUUUAACCGGAUUUUUGUAUGUUUGAUCUCAGUUCAUUUACCUGCAAGACUGGUACCAAUAUCUAAAAGAACAACUUAAUGAUUGUAGUAACUGUUCAUUAGUAGGAUUUGACAUUUUUUUUAGCUUGAUACCCAGGGGAACUUAAUAGCUCCCAUUUGAAAAGGAUGGACCUGCUUGUUAACUAUCUGUCUGUCAUCUGUCGUCCUGUGUGUCUGUCUGUCAUCAGUCAUCUGCUAUCUCAUCUAUCCAAUCUAUAUUUCUAUCUGUCUGUCUGUAUAAUUAUCUAUCUUCCUUAAAAGGUAAUGAUAAGCAGCUCCAUCAUUUUUAUUGAGGGAGUUUACCCUGCAGGCUUUAGAACUGGAGCCUCAAAAAAAUUUAACCCCUAAUUCAUCCUUAAAGUGUCCAUUUCAAGGUAAUGAAAUUUCCAUGAAAAUAAGUUCAUGGGAUUUUAAUAACAUUUUGAAAAACCCAUUAAUUCAAUGGCAAGUUUUUUCAUGGUGUGUCAAUUCAUGGUUUUUUAAUGGCUUGCAAAAUAUAUCACCCAUGAAGAUUCCAGGGAUGUGAACAUAUUCAUGGCCUAUGAAAAAAAAAAAAACCACAACCUUUCAUGGUAUUUUAAUGACUUGAGAAAGUAAACUCAGAGCACAGUGAUCUCAAUUAGUUACAAGAAACUUUAAACUGCAUUUUAUGGUUUUCUUAUCCUGCUAUUGUUCUUUAUAUCGCAAUGUUUGAGUUUCAAACACUUUUGAAGAAUUCUCUUCAAACAAAGAAUGGUCGUCAUUUUGAGGUUUUGAUCAAAGUUUUAAGAUUCAAAGCAUGUAGAGAACAAGUUUCGGACUCAGUAAGUUCUUUGUGGUCUUCUACAAAUUCUAGUUAUAUAUUUUCUCAAAAAUUCCCUUGCUUGCCUUUUUCUUGUUGAAGUCCAGUGGAAUUUUGCUACUGCUGUAACAUGAUAAUUUCUCCCAUUUUUUUGCUACUGUAAUUGAGUCUGAGUCAGUCCAGACUCGUUGUCAUUAAUUCCAAGACUCAAUUAUUUACUGGCUUAAUUUAUUUGGAAUUAGUCCUAGGAAUUCUUAGUUGCUGUAUGAAGCCAUUCCCAGAAAUUCCAAGCUUUUAUAUUGUUCCUAAUUUGAAUGGCUUAAUUUAUCUGGAGUUGGUCCUAGGAAUUCUUAGGUACUGUAUGAAGCCAUUCCCAGAAAUUCCAAGCUUUUAAAUUGUUCUUAAUUUGAAUGGCUUAAUUUAUCUGGAGUUGGUCCUUGGAAUUCUUAGUUAAUGUAUGAAGCCAUGCAGAAAUUCCAAGCUUUUAAAUUGUUCCUAAUUUGAAUGUUUUGAAAUUACUGGGAAUUCCCAAGUCCCCAGAACUUUUCCCUUAAAAAAACGAGGUUGUGUUAAACCAUUCCCAGAAAUUCCAAGUUUUUAAUUUCUUCCUAAUUUGCUGAGGAUUUAACUUUAUUUCUCCACUGAUAAUUCAUGGGAAUUUCAUGGCCCAUGAAUAUAAAAUUUGGAAUGUUUAUGAAUUUAAUGGACCAAGAAACAUACGAAAUACAUCUUUUUUGAUGACCAAAAAUUUUCAUGGCCAUGGAAAACGUUUUUCAUGGGUUGUGUAAAAGACAGUUCUAUAACUCAUGGAAAAUUUAUGGCACUGAACCAAGGCUAUGAAAUUGACAAUUGCAAAGUUCUUGACCCUGAAAAAAGAUUCAUGGGUUUUUCCUGAACAUUUCAUGGGAUUUUCAUUAAACUCAUGUUGGUAGUAGGAGAAGUUGUCGAAAAAUAUUACUGCUCAUUACGCAUGCAGGAAUGCCGAUUUGAAUUUCACACUAGUUAUGGGAACGACUAACGGAUUCAUUUUUCAAAUAACCAAUCAUUAAUAGAAUCUUGUGGGGUACGCCUGACCUGCCUUGACUGCAACCGACCUGAUUUAAAUAGUGUUGCCUAGCAGAUUUAUUGAAAUUCGUAUAAUUCAUCCAGCAUUUUAUCACUUCAUAAUUCUUUUAUUUUGCACCCACUUUAAUAGGAGCCAAGAAUGUUCUGUUGCAUGCGUUUGAUGGAAAGCCCUCUAAUGCUCUCAAGGGAGUUGAAGCAGGAUAUUAUUUCUCUAUCCCACCUUCUAUAGUCCGAUCACCUCAGGUAAGAUUUUUUAUUCAUGUUGAUGUAUUCUUUUGUGUGCAUCUAUAUGAUACCUGGAUCUGUGAAAACGUUUCUCUAAAGUAUACGUUAUAAAAACUAAGAAUACAAGCUCCAUUUUUUUCUUGUCCUUCACCUCUCUUUCUGUCUUUUUUCCCUCUCCUUUUCCUUCUUUGGUUUGAUUUUCUGGCUCGUCAAACCUCCAAAACCCGUGUUUAGUUCUAUUCUAGUUUUAUUUUAGCCUUAUUCUGGUCAGUUUUUUUCCAGUGUUUUCAAAUUUCUAGCUAGUAGAUAUACAAUCCAUACAUAGAAACCCUUUAGCCUGGGUCCCCAUAUGAUAGGAGCAGGACCCUCUUUUUGUCACUUUUAAUUUAGAAGAGUGUGAAUUGUAGACGUUGGUUUCCAGGUUGGAACAUCAUUAUUGUUACCCAUGCAGGUAUUGGUUGGGGCUAUGCAAAAUGCAAUUGGUUGUCUGAAACACACAUAACAUUGAUGACAACAUUAUCUUACAAUAAAAAUCUUUCAUGCUCUUUUAAUGGCUCUCUGUAUUAGAAAUUGAAACCUUGUGGAGUCUUAUUAAUAUUUAGCCACAGCCAGAUUGGAGUCUUUUAGAGGUUAAGUUCCUAUUUUCCAAUGAGCCCCACUCCCCCACUGUCACACAGGACCCUGCCCCUUGCCUCCUGGUCCAUAUACCUGCUACGGUAUGCCGUAUCCUUAGUAAUGAUGUUUUUACGUUUUGUUUUAGAAAGAGAAACUUGUGAAAAACGUCCCUCUCUCAAAUCUUCUUCUGGAAACAGAUUCACCCGCUUUAGCUGCUGAGAAACAGGUUAUAACUGGCUGAAGAAUUAAUAACUGCAAUCAUACAAAUCUCCUGGAGGUACUCCUGAGAAUUCUUGGUGGGGGUGCACUGCCCGGUUCUCUAAAUUCUGACUCUAUUUCAGACCAAAAAUGUCAUUUUUUAGACCCAUUUUCAGACCUGGCCUCUAAGAAAUUAUGUCAUCAUUACUUAGAUUAGAAAAGCGACAAAAAGAGAUUUCUUAAAAUCCAUUUCAAAUUCGCGUAUUUCUCUUUCUUUCUUUCUCAUUUCGUUCAUACGCUCCCGUAGUUCCCUCAAAAACCAUGCCCGAUUCCAGACCAAAAUGGGCAAAGUGUAUACCUGUUUUCGAACCAAAACGGCCCCAAAACCACAGCCUUUUGGGCGGUACGUACCUAUAUCGCUUAUGUAAGGGAGUACCAACCCCCGCGACAAAUCUUAGCAUGUUCCGCGUUGAUAGGAGAUUGGAGUGUCUUGUAUUAGAUGAGAUCCGAUCCUUCAGGUCUGGCGGAAGUAUAUAAUAAUAAUCUCGCCAUUUCUUAUGGAUUUUGAACUACAGAAUGCGACGAUAGUUCUAAGUAAAUAUUUUGGAAGCUAUAUAGAACACGUUUGCCUUUAGUGAUCGUUUAUUCCGUCGGCUCCACCUUUCCUUGUAACCAUAAUCGUUUUUAUUUCCUUUUCUUUAUAGACAAGAAAUGAACCCAAGAAUAUCCACAUCUCCUGUGAAGCAAUUGCUAGAAUCAAAGGAACGUCAGUACAGACAGUUUAUGACGAGACUACAAAAAAUGCAUUGAAGCUUUUCCCAAAACUUCACAGAUUUCUUAGAAAGUGAUUUCAAUUUUGUACACCAAGAUUUAUCUUAUUUAUGAAUACACCGGAACCCGCUAUACGGCCAUAACUGUAAAGACCACAGCACUUUUUCUGGUUUGAUCAAAGCUCGAAAACCAUACAUUUCGAUGCGUUUAGGCCUUACGUCCACACUGAUACGCUGAGCGUUUUCAUCAAAAACGCAUCGAUUUGAAAACGCUCUUGAAAGUGGAUCAAAACGAAAACGCAUUCGUAUCGUAUUAGUGGACGGUCGAAAAAGCAUCAAAAUGAAAACGAUGACCGACAAUAUCGCAGGCGCGUGUAUUUGUAGCAUGUCCGUG
Porites lobata is the source of this 8212-nucleotide messenger RNA. Lineage: Eukaryota; Metazoa; Cnidaria; Anthozoa; Scleractinia; Poritidae. The record is from the annotation of a GenBank genome assembly.